AAACAUUGCGCUAGUUGUGUAUUUUGAACUUGAACAUUUGAUUACUACACAAGACAAAUUAUUGAUUGAUGUGCUGUAGUUUUUAGUAAUUCAUCUUUAUUUUUAAUGUGCAAAUUUUUUUGGUUAACUAAAAUGCAACUCUGUGUAUUAACAGCGCGGUUUUCACUUUAUUCUCACUUUCAUUUUGCUUUGAGUGUGUGGUUUGUAUUCUAUUGCUUUUUCCGAUGUAUGUCGUAGCUUCUUUUUGAACGGUGUGUGAGAGUAAGCAGGAUAGAUUAAUUAUUCACCCGGUUUGCAAAUUUGUUUCGUUUCGUUUUUCUACGAGACCGACCUCUCAUUCCUGUUCCUGUCAUCGUUAUUCAUUCUCGUUGAUUUCGUUCCGUAUUAAAAAGUUUUCCUGUAGAUUGUGAAGCCGUUGACUGUCUUUUUAGAAUAAAGUUCUGCAUGGAGGCGGGGGAAUUAAUUGAAAUAUUACAAAAGUUCGUCUUUAUCUAGUUUUCUAUUUACUACGGUUGUUUUCAAAGCCAGCUCUUCGUACUAAACAUUUCAACGUCUAUGCCAUAUGUAAUAACUAAUGGAAAAUACUUCUACAAGAAAUAUAUAAACAUUCAUCAAAUACCAGAUGUAUAAAAGCUUUUAAGCGAAAUCUAGAUUUCAGUCCAAAUUAGAAUCUUGAGUUAUGGAAAUAUUUUCAACACUCCAUUAGAGUAGAUAGCUAUGAUUUUUAUAAAAAAAAUAUAAAUAAUAUACAUAGAGUUUGGAUUCAUCUUCAAAUAAAUCUUUGUGUUAAUAGAACGAUUAAAAGAAAAUACUUCAAUCAAUACUGAAGCGCCAAAUUAUUAAUUCAUAAUAUAAUUGUGUACUCAGACAUGAAUGAUACUUAAAAACAGCAAGUACUGUAUUAUUUAGCACAUACAAGGCCAUGAUAAAAUUACUAUUCUAAUAUUUCGGCAAUCGAUUUUUAACGAAGUUGGUUAAAGUUAUUAAAAUUGCAUAGAUAAUUUGACAGUGCUGGCAAUUUUUGUCUCUGUGAUCGCAACAACUGACAGUAUCAGUGUGGCAAAACAAAGUAAACCAAUUUGAAGUUAAAAUAAGUAAACAAAUGUAUAUGAUGGACGAGUCUCAACCAAAAACGUUGUAUGUUGGCAACUUAGACGGUUCAGUUUCAGAAGAUUUACUUAUCGCAUUAUUCAGUCAAAUGGGUCCCGUCAAAAACUGCAAAAUCAUAAGAGAACCCGGCAAUGAUCCAUAUGCAUUCAUUGAAUACUCAACUUAUCAGGCGGCAACUACUGCACUAACUGCAAUGAAUAAACGUUUAUUUCUUGAUAAAGAAAUAAAGGUGAAUUGGGCUACUAGUCCUGGGAACCAGCCAAAAACAGAUAUUAGCUCACAUCAUCAUAUAUUUGUUGGUGAUCUCAGUCCCGAAAUUGAAACAGAGACAUUACGUGAAGCUUUUGCGCCUUUUGGUGAAAUAUCGAAUUGCCGAAUCGUAAGAGAUCCCCAAACCAUGAAGUCGAAAGGAUACGCUUUUGUUUCAUUUGUAAAGAAAGCAGAGGCGGAAAAUGCGAUACAAGCGAUGAAUGGUCAAUGGAUCGGCUCGCGGUCGAUUCGAACAAAUUGGUCGACACGGAAAUUGGCCCCACCCCGUGAAUCUACCAAAUCUGGUAGUGGAAUGGGCAUGAAGGGAAAUGUACGACAUACCUUUGAGGAGGUAUACAAUCAAUCAAGUCCAACCAAUACCACCGUUUAUUGUGGAGGUUUUCCUCCGAAUGUAAUUAGUGACGAAGUUAUGCACAAGCAUUUCAUACAGUUUGGACCUAUACAAGAUGUACGCGUUUUCAAAGAUAAAGGCUACGCUUUUAUUAAGUUUGUUACAAAAGAAUCAGCCGCACGCGCAAUUGAGCACACUCACAAUUCGGAAGUGCACGGUAAUCAAGUCAAAUGCUUUUGGGGGAAGGAAAACGGUGGCGAACACUCGAUGAACAAUGUGGCGGCAGCGUCCGCGGGCGUAGCAGCUGCCGCAGCAGCUGCGGCCGCUGCCGCCGGCACUAUCAUAUCGCCUGGAGUACCGACCACACCACAACAAGCAGCAGCGGCCGCUGUCGUAGCUAACGCUGCUGCGGCUGGAGCAGGAAUCCCUGCACAAAUGAUGACUCAACAGCAGCUAGCUGCCGCUGCCCAGUAUCCAUAUGCAGCAGCCUACCAACAAAUGGGUUAUUGGUACCCACCUACAUUGUUUACACCGUUACAGGGCUAUCCGGCCGCUCAAAUGCAAACGCAAUAUAUGCAACAAGGAUACUAUCCAUAUGCCUAUGCUAGUGCUCAACAAGCCGGAGCUGCGGGUUACCGCAUGGUACAGCCGAAUGUGGCAUGGGGCGUACCGGGCACAGUUGUGCCGAGCGUAACGGCAGCGGCUGCCACAGCUGCUGCUGCAGCAAAUGGCUCACUGGCUCCGCAAAUGAUGUAUAGCGCUGCCAUGCCUCAGUAUCAGGGCCAAUGAACCUGAUAUGCCCGUCAUAGUUGUUGCAGCAAGUGGGUGAUACGGAGGAUUAAUAUAUUAAAAGGCAUCAAAAGCAAAACACCAAACGAAUAAAACAAACCGAAAACAAAUACAAAUACAAUGAAAGCUCAAGUUGUGAAUUAGAGUACCUAACUACUUAUCUUCCCACUUGGUGCUGUAAUCAUGGUCUGCAGUAUUGUCAUAAAACCGCAACAUAUAAUGCUACCUACCAGCAACAACUGUAAAUUCGUAAAGCAACUAACGUGACGCUAAACUCAACACAGGAUCAUAGCCAUUUUUGUCUUUAAUAUUGGAUUGACUGCGAAAAAAUUAAACACAACUAAAAUGAAUAGAAUUAAAUAGGAAUGUAAAGAUGACACACGGGGAAAACUUCUGCAGCAGAAAUGUUAAGUAUUGGAAGCAGGGCAUUGUUCUUGCUGUCAUGCAAAAUAAAUAAGUUUCUUAUAACGAAAAAAAAACCAUCAACAUACAACGUAAAAUUCAAAGCUUGUAAUAUUCGCUAUAAUCUCGAAACAUAAAAGAAAAAACACAAACAAAGAUGAUAAAGAGAAGUUAGAAAUUAGGUCGUUGUUAAAUAGAUUAUAUUUAAAAUAAAGAGAUCUUAAUUAUAUAAUGCGAUCGAAGAUAACUACGAAGAGUUACAGGAUAUUUCAAAUACAAAAACACCCACACUUUGCUAUUAACUUAACAUUUGUAAGCAAUUUACUUAAUAUAGCGAGAGAAUUUUUUUACUUUUCAAUAGAUUAACACAGCUUCAGAGGACAAAACACAUUACUUCGAAAUGUGGCAAGAACUCCAUCAAUCAGGACAUCAACAACAAAAUAUUGUAAGAAACUACUGCAAGUGGAACUUGACGGGCGGGUAGAGUAAAUGAUCUAAUCCAUUCUACAUUUAAAGUAACAAGUUAGGAUAUUUAAUUUAAUGGAAGAAAGUAAAAAAAAAAAAAACAAA
Molecule: messenger RNA, 3472 nt
Organism: Bactrocera dorsalis (oriental fruit fly)
Lineage: Eukaryota; Metazoa; Arthropoda; Insecta; Diptera; Tephritidae
Gene: Rox8
Product: nucleolysin TIAR
Exons: 5
Coding region: 1103-2500 (465 amino acids)
Molecular function (GO): RNA binding
Source: RefSeq, a predicted model, not a curated record